Messenger RNA from Symbiodinium natans, 1977 nucleotides. The record is from the annotation of a GenBank genome assembly. Lineage: Eukaryota; Dinophyceae; Suessiales; Symbiodiniaceae.
AUGCUGGAGCCAAUAACCAGCCCACGCGUCCUUGGCGUGGGCCGUUUGCCAGGGGGCUUGGCCAAUGCACAACACAACUUUAGCAUGCGCGCAAGUUCGCCUGUUCGCUACCUGCUGCGCAGCCCCGUGCAGCCUGUGACAACAAAUGGCUACCCCAUGCAGCCCGUGAAGACAAAUGGCUACCCCGUGCAGCCCGUGAAUACAAAUGGCUACCCCGUGCAGCCCGUGAAGACGGAUGGCUACAUCCGACCAGCAUCCCCGCAUCUGAUCCAGACACGGCGGAUUCCAGUGGAUAGUCAAUCAACACCCCGUCUUCAUCCUGGACAAGUACACAGUCGCAGCCAAGAGCCGCUGACAGUGAUGCAUCCAGUGCCAGUCCCGAGCCCAGCGGCAAGUCCUGGUCGUGGUGCGACCAGCCCCUUCCGGGUCUUCCGGGCAUCGCCGGCAGGAGAUCCAAACGACUGCUUGGUUAAGCAGCUAAAAGCUCUGCAGGAAGCCAAGGACCUCGCGGCUGCACAGCAGGCAGAAAGUGAGCAGAUGAUUGCCAAGCGCCAGGACCAGCUUAGAAGAGAGACGUACAAAGCUUUGUACGCCUCUGGCCUCUCCGAUGCACUUCGGCGCUGGCCUCCACCUUCGCUGAGUCCUUUGAGGGGAGCAGGAGAGCUCUUGGAGCCAGAGCCUCCGCUCGGUUCAUCCCUGGAGGAGGUGCAGGAACGCAGGGAUUCCCUGGCAAAGCAGCUGCGUGCCCUUCAGGCAGCGAAGGUCGAUGUUUCUGCCAAGCAGGCAGAGAGCGACCACAUGGUCUUGCAGCACCAGGAGCCCUUCCCAGCAUUGUCUGCUCACAACCUCGGCGAUCUUCUAAGGCAAUGCGGCGCCCCCGCUGGGCAACAUCCCGAUGGGGAGACACCGCGAUCACCACGCCAGGACAGCACCGGGGUGGAGGAGUCAGCAGCGGAGCAGGAACUGCCCAGCGAAACCACAGCAAGCAGACCGAGCUUGCCGGCCCAUGAACGGGCCAAGCAAGUAUCCAGGGCAUCCAAGGAUGUGCCCAAGUCUCAGAGCUUGACCCGAAGCUCUCGAGGCAGGCGACCCUCCUCCCCGUUCUUGUCAGCGGAGGAAGCCCGGCGCUGCACGGCCGAACUUGCGGCCUUGGCGAGGAACGUGUCAGCAAAGGAGCUGCGGGAGCUGCGCAUGCUCAAGCGGCCUCCUCAGGCGGUGGCGAACUUGUUGGAAGCCCUGAGCAUUACCCUUGGUGACAAGGACUUACGGCCAGCAAGCUUCCGGAAGCUCCUCUCCGACUCCUUGCCCCAGCGCUUGGGAGCUGUGGAUGUCGCUUCCCUAAGCUCCGCGCGGGCUGCCAAGCUUCGGUCGCUGCUCGGCUCGCCAGACGCAAGCGUGGAAGCUGUGUCCAGGAUCUGUCGGCCAUGCGCUUCCCUUGCCGAAUGGUGUGGCUGUCUGAACUCCUGCUUGUCUCGAGAUCAAGAUCAUCCAGACCUGGGUAGCAGAGAGCAGCAGACAGUUUCAACGCAGAGGUCCCAGUCAGACAGCGGCACACCACGCCCUGCCGUAGACCAGUCAUACUUGAUUGUGGAGCCAGAUCUGUCGCAGAUGAGCAGGGAUGAAUUGGCGGAAGUGUGGGACCUGACGGUGACGAAGCCUGACAUCGGCACUGUCGUGUUCCAUGGCACCACAGAUUGCAGAGAUUUGGACAUUGCCGAAACGGUUGUGCUCAAGAGAGGUUAUGUGCUCGUCUACCCAGAUCCAGCCAAAAAGCCGCCACCUGGCGAGGGCUUGAACAAGCACGCCACCGUGACGAUGUACCAGUGCUUUCCCCCAGGCGGCCACGUAAAGGAUGAGGAAGCGCUGGCGGAGUACAAGGUCAAAAUCAAAGAGAUGACGGAAGAGAAAAGCACGUGCAGAUUCAUCGACUACGACUGCUUGACGGGUGUUUGGAAGUUCGAAGUCGAGAGGUUCUGA